AUGCUGUCUGACAUUGUGGGCCGAGGAGUGCCGAUGACAAGAGCUCGUGAUAGUUGCGUUGAGAACGUUUCUUUCUUCUGUUUUUUUUUGUUAAACUCUCGGCGACACCGCGUUGACCUGUACUGCUAUGCAUUGCUUUGUUUUUCUUCUCUUUUUUUUGCAACCGUAUUGCUCUCUGUUUUCUCAUUUUCUAAAAAAGAAAAGGUCGAGUUGCAGCGCCGACACACGUUUACUCUCACAGAUAGCAACUCCUUUGUUCACAUAUAUAUGUAUUUAAAUGUUUUGUCGCACGCUUAUUAA
Molecule: messenger RNA, 300 nt
Organism: Leptomonas pyrrhocoris
Lineage: Eukaryota; Euglenozoa; Kinetoplastea; Trypanosomatida; Trypanosomatidae
Exons: 1
Coding region: 1-300 (99 amino acids)
Source: RefSeq, a predicted model, not a curated record